Gopherus flavomarginatus (Mexican gopher tortoise) is the source of this 2946-nucleotide messenger RNA. It is a transcript of the gene CATSPERE, whose product is annotated as catsper channel auxiliary subunit epsilon. Gene Ontology annotation, biological process: sperm capacitation; flagellated sperm motility. Lineage: Eukaryota; Metazoa; Chordata; Testudines; Testudinidae. The record is from RefSeq and is a predicted model, not a curated record. Gene Ontology annotation, cellular component: sperm principal piece; CatSper complex. The coding region runs from base 1 to 2946 and encodes 981 amino acids. The transcript has 21 exons.
AUGCUGGAGAGCGGGCCCCGGGGGCAGGACCGAGUGCGGGGCAGCCCCAGCCCCUCUCGGCGGCGGCGAGGGGGACCCGGGCUCAAGGUGACAUCUUGGGCAGCAAGAGGAGGCGGCGCCGCGCCAGGCCGCCCUUCCGCCCCCCAGAUAUAUUUAGAGUAUGAAGGACCUUCAUUUGGGGAAUGGGACAUUUCUCCGUCAUGUACUGUUACAAAUAAAAGUUCACCUACAGCAACACUGCACUGUCCAGUUCCUGGAAUUCACAAGAUUAGACCAAAAGUUGACAAUGAGACAUUUGAGGAUGUGGACCGCUAUUUGCCUAUCUCUGAACAGUUGAAUUGCUUUUUGUGGUAUGUGUUGAAAAGUUCUCCAGAGCACAGCUCCGUUCCAUCCUCAAAAAAUGAUAGCCAGGAGUUAAUCUUGUGGAUAUACGAUCCAGAAAAUGCAGAACCCUCUGAAUUGAAUCACACUGCAACGUCUCCUCCACCGAAUUCUAAGACACUUAGCAAGCAGUUUUGGAAUUUGGGACAGGAACCUGUUGUUCAGACCUAUUUUAGAAAUACCAAAUACUUUGCCACUGCAUUUCCAGAGUUGGGAUUCUGGAAAAUUAAUGUACCUGCAAUGUUAGAUGACAUCAUAACUAAUAUCCAUGGAAAGGCAAUAGCUUUCCAGGAUUGUUUUGUUCUAGAUAGUCCCUUUAUCAUUUCCCGGCCUGAAGAGCCAUUUCCUAACAAUGUAAAUGACAAUUCCCUCUGUUCUCCAGCUGGUAGUGAGCCUUACAUUGAGUGGUCUGCCUGUUUUCCAACAACUGCACUUUUGUUGUCAGAAUUUGGAACUUUCCAUACAAAUGAUGGGUUCAUAACUUAUAAAGAAAUCAAAGCUCCAGCACACAAUUUGGGCUUUGACUUAAGUCAAAAAGUAACUGAUAUUGUUUUAACUGAUGAUGGAAUCUUGUUUUUAAUAAUGGGGACAGUUUACAAAAGAGAGUCCAAUCGGUUUUUUAAACUUGGAUCUGAAUACAAUCUACCAGAAACAGGAAUAACUGGAAUACAGUCAAGACUUUGGUGUUCAUCUGAAUAUCCAGUACAGAGUGGAAGAAAAUUAAGUAAAGUAGCAAUAUGGACACCAACUGAACAAUAUCUAGGAUAUGAUGGCAAUGUGUUUAUUAAAAUAACAGAUACAACAACCCUAAAGAAGGUCCUAGAUUUUCCAGUGACUGCUUCUUUAUCUAUAGGCACUGUUUGCUAUGACUCACGCCCAUCUGAAGUUUCUUUGCUGAUGGCCUGCGUUGGGUGCAGCUCCUCCAGGGUGUUUUAUCUGUCAGCUUACAAUGAAGACCGAGAUUUGUGGGUCCUAAGAGACUUUUCUUUAAAUGCUCCUUCCCAGGGUUUUAUGCUAAUGGAAUUUGUAUAUUCAGCAUCACCAUCUAUGCUGAUGUGGAACAAGGAAAUGGUCUAUUAUAGCUAUAAAAACAACACAAUUAAUGGAUUUGUUAUGGUAACUGGGUUAAAUCAGAAGCUAUUGGAAGUAUCUCAAGGGAGCACUAUUCACCAACUGGUUAUUGACUAUUUCGGGAACGCUGUGAUAAAGAUGAAAAACAAUGUCAUGAUUUUUUUUAAAGUUGAAAUGAAAAAUGCUGUGGAGCUCCCUCAAUGGGAAAAGAAAAGCAAAAACGUAGUCCUUUACUUGAAUCCAUCUGGUAACCUAUAUAUGCUGAUUAUCAAUGGUUCUAGUAUACACCGUGAGGUCUAUCCCUUGAAAACUGAAAUGUUUACUUACAUACAUGGUUUUCAAGAUAUUUGCCCAUAUCUAGUAUUUCAGCACAGCAUGGAUUUAAAUGUCUAUUAUCUGGACAUGGGAGAUGAAGUGACAUUUUGGGCUCAAAUAGUCUAUAUAGAGAAUUUGGGCUUAUCCACAGUUGUGGAAAUCUACAGGCCAGAACUGCUGAUGCAGACAACAGAUGUCAAUUAUGAAAUAGCUCGUGGAAUCUGUACUAAAAACCAGACAAUAAAAUUUUACCAUAAAAUGGACUAUAGCCUUGAACCUAAUUACACAGAAGCAUUAAUUGCAUCCACAGGUGUUAUGACAGUUGAACUACAACCUAGUAUGUCUGGAAAAAUGUGUGCAACAAACAAUAAGCUAACUCAUUUUUUUGUUGGCUGUCCUCCAUCAAGGCAUAUUGUCAUUCAUAGACCUUCAGCUAUAACCUGUAUCAAACAUAAUUUUACUACUUACAAAAUACCCGGGGAAUAUCUGUGGGAUCCAACAACUGAAGACCUGGUGGUAAAUUAUGAUUGGGAUAAGUAUGGCUGCCUAAUGGAUCUUUAUUAUGCAAUACCUUUUCACCCUGAUAUUGCCUUAUAUGAUGGCAGCACAUUUGUUGAAACAGUUGAGGCAAAUUUUAUAUUAUGGGAGAUUCAUGGCAGAAGUGACUACAGCUACAACUCAUCUAUGAAGCAGGUGGGUUGUUUGCGUGAAGCACAGACUUGGAUUUCAAUGCUUGAGGAACAUGAAAACAGUACAUUAGACGAAAUAUGGGGGCCACAGAAUUACAGAUCCUGCUUUCAAUCUGAACUUGGACCUCUAGGAGACCUAAAUCAGCUGUAUCAAAUUUUGAACCACUCUGGUUACAAUUCUCUCAUUUGGCCGACUGAAUACAGUGGCAUUUAUGUGUUCAGAGUGAAAAUAGUGGAUCCAAAUUUCAGUUUUUGUGACUUAAAUACAAUCUUUGCAGUCCGUACAUAUGGCAUAGUAGAAAGUCCAAACAUUGGUAAGGUUGCUGGCUUUUCAAUCCUCAUACUGUCCAUUUUUGGGGGCAUCCUUAUUGUAAGCUACUUCAGGUAUGUGAAGAUUUAUCGAGCACUCAUUUAUGUUGAUCCACUGCCAUCACAUGACCAACAAGAUCAAACAAGAAAGACAGCACAUGAGUUGAAGAAGGACCAAUAA